Callorhinchus milii (elephant shark) is the source of this 2517-nucleotide messenger RNA. It is a transcript of the gene htatsf1, whose product is annotated as HIV-1 Tat specific factor 1. Gene Ontology annotation, cellular component: U2-type spliceosomal complex; U2 snRNP. Lineage: Eukaryota; Metazoa; Chordata; Chondrichthyes; Chimaeriformes; Callorhinchidae. Gene Ontology annotation, biological process: mRNA splicing, via spliceosome. The coding region runs from base 41 to 1897 and encodes 618 amino acids. Gene Ontology annotation, molecular function: RNA binding. The transcript has a single exon. The record is from RefSeq and is a predicted model, not a curated record.
UGCCGGAAGCAGUGUGAGCGCGAGGCCUGUCACCAGGACAAUGAGCGGCGGGAGCCGGAGCCCGGGCCCAGGGUCGGGGCCGCACGGGGACAGCAACGCAGAGUUUCACGAGCAGCUGCGGCUGCAGCAACAAUAUGGUAAUGGCGGCGGGGCCGAGGGCUGGGAGGGCGGCGCGGGCACGUUCAUGGACACGGACGGCAGCGAGUACGAGUGGGACUGUGAGAGGGGCGCCUGGUUCCCCAGGAUAACCGAGGAUUUCCUGGCCGCCUAUCAAGCCAACUAUGGCUUCAAUGAGGAGGGAGUCGCCGAGCCCGGCACCGCCAGCGAGAAGCCAGAGCCAGGGGGCAAGGAGGUCAACAAGAAGCCAGAGUCUGGGGGAAAGGAGGUCAGCAAGAAGCCAGACCCCGGGGGCCAAAAGGCCAGCGCCGAGCAGCCUGGGGCACAGCAGAAAGGGGAGAAGAGAAAGGUCGAUCAAGGCUGGAUCGAUGUGGAGGCGCAGAGGAACACCAGCGUGUACGUGUCGGGUUUGCCCCCAGACAUGAGCCUGGAGGAGUUUAUAGAGCUCAUGUCAAAGUUUGGGAUCAUCAUGCGCGACCCCGAGACCGAGGAGUGCAAGAUCAAGCUGUACAAGGACAAGGACGGCAACCUCAAGGGGGACGGGCUCUGCUGCUACCUGAAGAAGGAGUCGGUCAGCCUGGCUCUGAAACUGAUGGAUGAAACCGACGUGAGAGGGCACAGGGUGCGGGUGGAGCCGGCCAAGUUUGAGAUGAAGGGGCAGUACGAUGCGAGCAAGAAAAAGAAGAAAAGCAAAGACUACAGGAAGAAGCUGCUCUGGCAGAAGAAGCAGUUGGAUUGGAAGCCCGAGAAGAAACUCGGCGAAAUACGAUUGCGCCACCAACGAGUUGUGGUCAUUAAGAAUAUGUUUCAUCCGAAAGAGAUUGAGGAGGAUGCGUUGGUGUUGAAUGAGAUUCGAGAAGACCUUCGGGUUGAAUGUGAAAAGUUUGGUCAAGUGAAAAAAGUGCUUAUAUUUGACAGACAUCCAGAUGGGGUGGCUUCCGUGGCAUUUAAAGAGGUGGAAGAGGCAGAUCAAUGCAUACAGAUGCUCAAUGGAAGAUGGUUUGCUGGGCGGCAAAUAAUUGCUGAAGCGUGGGACGGACAGGUAGAUUAUCAGAUUGAGGAAACUGUAAGGGAAAGAGAAGAACGACUGAAAUCAUGGUCGACCUAUUUGGACCAAGACACAUCUGCAGUUCAAUCUUCAGAUGUGCAAAAAUUGCAACAUGCAAGCAGUGGCGUAUCUGAGGAGGUUCCAGCAGCUUUGGAGGGCAAAAGCAGCGCCCAGACUUCAGAGAGUAAAGGCAGCACCAUGUCUUCAGAGAACACAGGCACCAUCCUGCCUACAGAGGGCAAAGGCACCAUCCUGCCUACAGAGGGCAAAGGCACCAUCCUGCCUACGGAGGGCGAAGGCACCAUCCUGCCUACAGAGGGCAAAGGCACCAUCAUGGCUUCAGAGGGCAAAGGCACCAUCAUGGCUUCAGAGAACAAAGGCACCAUCCUGCCUACAGGGGACAAAGGCACCAUCAUGGCUUCAGAGGGCAAAGGCAGGUCAUUACCUUCAGAGAAUAAAGGUACCUAUGUGCCUUAUGAGAACAAAGGCAGUGUCCUGCUUACAGAGGGCAAAGGUACCACCAUGGCUUCAGAGAGCAAAGGCAACUCUUUACCUUCAGAGAGUAAAGGCAGCAUCCUGCCUUCAGAGGGCAAAGACCAUGUGGAGGACAGCAGACCACGAGGUAAACCUGACGAAGCUGCUGAAGUGCAAGAGACUGAAGAGGAAGAAAAGUGGAAUGAAGACAAUCUAUCUACAGACAGCAGUAUGGGAGGAAGUGAUGAAGAGCCUUGAAUAGUUAGCAGGACGUUUCUUUUAAAUGACAUUUAAAACUUGCUUUACAUGAAGUGUGAGUGACAUUGAGUUUUGUAAAUGUAAAAAAUCUGCCCAAUUGGUAGAUGUAGUGUAUUGCAGCAUUUUUUUUUAUUGUGAGUUAAUGAUUGCUUACACAUUUUGAAACUAAGGUUUGGUGUAAAGGACCCUACCAAGGUUUAAUAACCUUAACAGUGGCAGUGUUUUUCAAAGUUGGUUAAACAAAAUACCCAUCAAUUUGCUGGUAAUGGAGGAUAUUUACUUGCAACUUAAGUUUUAUUCUAAUCUUCAUCCCCACUGCCCUGAAGAAGACUGGCUAUUGUGCAGGCACCAGCCUCUCUCCAGUAGCUCACCCAAAUUGAUCCACGUGCACAGUAAUGGUGGGUAAGCAGUACUACAGUGGCGUGAGCAUGAAUUUUUCUUCACUUGCUGCCCACACACACACACACACAUAAUUUAACCAACGGGCGUCAUUGGAUAGUGAUCAUGGUUUUCCCCUCCACCUUAUCCAUCCUAAGAUAGGAGACAACUGGAGCCAAUUUUACUAUCCCUAGCAAGCCGCUAGCUUAGAUCUGCUAAUAUGGAACAGUCCAGAUAAAGAU